Messenger RNA from Trichoderma citrinoviride, 1494 nucleotides. RefSeq lists its product as hypothetical. Gene Ontology annotation, biological process: sphingosine biosynthetic process. NCBI's taxonomy places the organism in Eukaryota, Fungi, Ascomycota, Sordariomycetes, Hypocreales, Hypocreaceae. The transcript has a single exon. The record is from RefSeq and is a predicted model, not a curated record. The coding region runs from base 1 to 1494 and encodes 497 amino acids. Gene Ontology annotation, cellular component: cytoplasm; membrane; intracellular membrane-bounded organelle.
AUGAGCUCGACGAAGCCCCAAGCGGGGUUGACAAAUGCCACCUCCGUCUCCGCCGCCAACGGCAUCCUCUCCUGGACCACUGCCGACAGCAAAGACGAAGCCAAAUACGAAAACAUAGUCUUCGUCCUUGAUCUCUCCCAGUCUCCCAGCCCUAAGCCGGGCUACAUAAUAUCCCUCCUGCUGGAAGACGCAGAGAAUCUAGAGAACCGCUUCCGGCUGGUUCACUUGUUGGCGGACGCCAUCCCCGACGACCUCCGGCCGUACCGCAUCAGCGGCCUGCCUCUCCAUCUGCGGCCCGUGAAAGGGAAGCAUGAUGUCGAUGUCGUUGUGUCAACAAAAUCGGGUGUCGGUCUUUCACUGCAGUUCUGGGAGAAUGUGCUGCAGCCACUUUGGGGUGUGAUUGAAGAACACUCUUCAGAAGAAACAAGCCGAGAGAUACCGAAUGUCCUCGUCACGCAAGAUGCCGAUAGCGUUCGAGAAUUUUCCCGAAAGAUUGGUGCCUCUGACAGCAGCAGCAGCAGCCAGUCCAGGACAAUUGUCCUCUUGAGCGGAGACGGCGGCAUCGUUGAUCUCAUUAACAGCGUGCCUCACGAUGAAUCGUCUCCGUCUGAGCAGCGGCAGCUACUCUUGGCUCUUCUCCCCCUGGGCACGGGCAACGCCCUCUUCCACUCCCUCCACAAGCCCCUCUGGGCAUCCGAGGGCGGCAGCAAGACGGAAGAUGCCUCCCCCCUUGUGCUAGGUCUCAGGACGCUCUUCAACGGCGUAUCUGCAAACCUGCCUCUGUUCCGCGCAUCUUUCUCCCCCGGCUCGCGCAUCGUAAAGUUUACUCCUACAGCCGAAGAACCCGUAGGAGACGACGAUGCCAGCAAAGCCCUGCACCUCGCCAAAGAAGAAACCCAAGUCUCGCACCUCUUCGGCGCAGUGGUAGCAAGCUACGGCUUCCACUCCAGCAUCGUCUACGAGAGCGACACCCCCGAGUACCGCAUCCACGGCGACAAGCGCUUCGGCAUGGUCGCCCAGGAGCUCCUCCGCGAAUCCCACCAUUACAGCGCGCAGGUCCGAGUUCGCCAUCCCUCUGCCGCGGAAUGGGAGCAGUUCGACGGGGGCGAGCACGCGUAUGUGCUCGUGACGCCACUCUCUAACUUGGAGCGCACCUUCACAAUUUCGCCGGCGAGUAAGCCCUUGGAUGGGAAGCUUCGGUUGGUGCACUUUGGGCCGGUGGGAGGGGAGAGGACGUUGGACUUGAUGAUGAAGGCGUAUGAUGGGGGUAAGCAUGUUGGUGUCGAGUGGGACGAUGGGCAUAAGCUACGGUACGAGGAGGUGGAUGAGUUGAGGGUCACCAUCUUGGAAGACGAUGAGAGGUGGCGCAAGGUUUGUAUAGAUGGAACGAUUGUGGACAUUCCGAAAGGAGGGGAGUUGGCUGUUCGAAAGGAAGAGAAGAGCGGCUUCAAGAUUCUAGUUGAUCCCCGGGUGUUGCCGAGCGAUUCGAACUGA